CGUAAACACAUAAACUCGUAGCCUCGAUGUCAAUGGAAACUGUUAGUAACAACGGCAUUCAUGAAUAAAUUCGAAUAAACGCUGCAUUAUUCAUUUAGGUAGAGUCACACGAAGUUAAUAAGAUCAUUACUAUCAAAAUGUUGCGUUCAAAGAUGAUGAAUGUUUUAAACUUUUUUACACUGAUUUUUGUGUAUAUAAAUGUUUUGUAUGGAAUAAAUUCGCAAACCUGUGAGAGCAAUUACGCUCCACAAUGUCGUAAGUUAUACAAUCAAACAAGAUUUCCUAACAAUUUAUCUCAUAUUUCUCAAGAAGAUGCAAUAUCCGGGUUGGACCAUUACACAAAGUUAAUUGAAACAGGUUGCGCUAAAAACUUACCGUUGUUUUUGUGUUCAAUUUUUAUACCUAUGUGUACUAUGUUGGACGAACCAAUCUUACCAUGUCGAUCUUUAUGCGAAGAAGCAAAGUUUGGCUGCGAAGGUAUACUAAAACGAGUAGAUUUACCUUGGCCCGAACAACUUGAUUGUCGUAAGUUUCCGAAGGCAGAAGAGGGAGUUAUAUGCAUAGGGCAACCUAACUUGAAAACAAAAACUUUGCACAAAGUAUCAUCGAACAAAAGAACAACAGUCACCGAUGACGAAAAAAUCACUCUUCAAUGUAAGCAUGCAAAGUUAAUUUCUAUUAAAAGAGUAAACCAUGUCAAAAAAGUUGGUUGUAAUCGUGCGGUUUCUUUUGAAACAAUGCAAACUUUAUGCAAUAAUGAAUCAUCGUGCAAGUUCCAACUAAAAGAUCUUGCAGAAAAUAAAAAGCAACCUGCCAGUUGCGAUGUUGAAAACGUUGGUCCAACUGUUAUAAAAUACGUAUGCUUAACGAGCGAAGAGCAUUCUAUAAAAGAAAUAGAAGUAAAGCACGGAGAAGAUAAAAACAUUGCUUGUAAAAGCAAUUCCUAUCAUUUAAGAAUUAAUAAAGUUUCAUUUGCUGGUAAAGAUUGUGUUUCCCCUUUAGCAUUGUGCGCUGUAACUCAGAGUUGUGAAGGAAAACCAAACUGCCCGUUAUAUGCUGAUAGCUAUUACUUACCUACAGCGUGCAAAGAUCGUCCGGAUUUAAAAGUGGAAUAUUAUUGCAAGAAAAAUUCAGAAUCAGUUAUUGAACGAGUUGGAUAUGCUGGAUUGGAAUUAACAUGCAGCAGCGGGAAAAUACUGGUAAUACGUGCAGAGCCAGACAUACCACCAGCAUGCAGUAAUGAAUUGCAAUGUUUCGUUAAACUAUUGUGUGAUAAAAAAACUUCGUGUAUACUUGAUAAAACAUCACUAUCGCAAUGCAGCUCAAGAAAAAUUAAAGUACAAUACAUUUGCUCAUAAA
Molecule: messenger RNA, 1359 nt
Organism: Hydra vulgaris (swiftwater hydra)
Lineage: Eukaryota; Metazoa; Cnidaria; Hydrozoa; Anthoathecata; Hydridae
Biological process (GO): canonical Wnt signaling pathway; non-canonical Wnt signaling pathway
Cellular component (GO): plasma membrane
Molecular function (GO): Wnt receptor activity; Wnt-protein binding
Source: RefSeq, a predicted model, not a curated record